AAAUUUUCAUCUCUUGUUGAUGCUGCAUGGUUGUUGUUUUACAAAAAUAUUAAAAUAAAUAAAUAUUUGCUGAUAUAACCAAAAGUUCAGACGUGAUAAUGGCGGAUCCUAGUAAAGGUCGUGGCCGGGGCUUGGCCUUGCUCCAAGCCCUAAAGAAAUCACAAAUGAUAGACUCCCCACCUCCAUCUGAAGAAGUAUCACCUAUUCAGACACCUGCCGGUCCCAGCACUGCGCCUAGUGAGGUCAGUGCUCCUGCAGUUGGUGGGAGAGGACGUAUCGCAGCCAUGAUGCUGGCAAAGAUGCAGCAAAAACCUGGGGCUCCUACAUUCAGUCCAGCAUCAGAUGUGAGUCCGUCCUCCAAUACAUCGGCUGCCAAAGGCGCUGGGCGUGGUAUUAAGCUCCUACAAACUCUGCAAGCAGCAAAAGCUGCGCAGGCAGCUGUAGGGCAAGGAGAUGAUGUUCAGCAACUGACAACAAAAAUGGCGGAGAGUAGCAUGUCUAUAGUGACGGCAACAACUCAGUCAUCGUCUGUCGCCAAAAACAAAUAUUUCAGAGAAGUAAAAGAUUCAGCGCCAGUAGUCAUGAAGGGUUCGUCUGGUACGCCAUGCGAAGUGACCGCCAACUUUAUCUACUUGAACUGUGAAGAAAACAACGUGUUUGAGUAUGAAGUUAGGUAUGAGCCGGAUCAAGACUAUAGAACUUUGCGGUUCAAGCUAUUGAAUGAACACAAUAAAUACUUCAAGGAAAAGACAUUUGAUGGGACCACUUUGUAUGUCCCACACCGCUUGCCUGACGAGGCCAUGAACUUGGUGUCAACAAACCCAUAUGACAGUAGCAAAGUUAGAAUAUCAAUCAUAUUCCGUCGCACGCGCCGCCUCAGCGAGAUGGUUCACAUCUACAACGUGCUGUUCAAGCACAUAAUGAAGGAUCUGCAGCUGGUGCGCUUCGGCCGGCAGUACUUCAACGAGCACGCCGCCAUACAGAUACCGCAGCACAAGCUGGAAGUGUGGCCGGGCUACGUGACCGCAGUCGACGAGUACGAAGGCGGUCUCAUGCUGACCUUGGACUCGACUCAUCGGGUCCUCCGCACCCAAAGCGUGCUAUCCUUCAUCAAGGAGAUGGUUCAGGCCCAAGGCGCCAAUUGGAAACGGGCUAUGAACGAAACGCUCGUCGGCUGUUCUGUCAUGACGACGUAUAACAAGAGACUGUUCCGGUAA
Molecule: messenger RNA, 1217 nt
Organism: Ostrinia furnacalis (Asian corn borer)
Lineage: Eukaryota; Metazoa; Arthropoda; Insecta; Lepidoptera; Crambidae
Product: piwi-like protein Ago3
Exons: 9
Coding region: 99-1217 (372 amino acids)
Molecular function (GO): protein binding
Source: RefSeq, a predicted model, not a curated record